GCAAGUGCCACUAAGGGUGCUCCCUCCCCCUCUCCGCACUACCGUGUAUAAAGGAGGGCGAGGAGGCAUGGGCAGUUAUCUUGCUCCAGGCACAGUCAACCGAGCUUUGACAGCGUCCCAGUCUGGUGUUCAAUUCCUUCGUGAAUAAAAGUAACAUGUUCGUGUUGCCCAAGGUUGUGGUUGUGGGUGUGGUCUGUGUCUUGGUGGUACUCCAAGCACAGCUCUCUCACUCUCAUGCCGCUUUAAAAUGUUCUAAGAAUAUGGCACCAGGAGAAGAAAUGACGGUUGAGAUUCCAUGCAAAGGACAAACCCAUGGCUGCAAACUCUUCUGUGAAGCUGAAUGCGACGCCUACAUUUUCACCUGUGAGAACGGUCACCUGGAGGCAAACAUGCAGGAUGUCGAAAUGGACUGCUCUUUAGAAAAGCUGGUGGUAAAAGAAGGAGGAGAACUCCAAGAUAAUUUCUGCGGUUCGAUAGACGAUAUUGUCUCUGAGGGAGAGAAGCUAAUCAUCCGAUACAAGAAGCUGGGACAAGCCAGUAUGUUUAUGAAUGGGGGUUGCACAGGUACAGAAAGGUGCGAUUGUUUCUACACUGUGAAAUGUGUGGUUUGAUUCCAUAACUGCUCCUCCUCCUCCUCUACUACUACUACUACUGCUGCUACUCCUAAGGCGACACUGCGUUACGCGGACAGAAUGAUGAUGACCAAGAUGAUGAUUAUAAUCUUAUUGCCAAACUAAACCAUUGCAUGUUAACGCACCAGCACAAAUAAAAGAUUUCCAGCAUGAAAA
Messenger RNA from Portunus trituberculatus (swimming crab), 788 nucleotides. RefSeq lists its product as uncharacterized. Lineage: Eukaryota; Metazoa; Arthropoda; Malacostraca; Decapoda; Portunidae. The record is from RefSeq and is a predicted model, not a curated record. The coding region runs from base 156 to 611 and encodes 151 amino acids. The transcript has 4 exons.